AUUAGACACCACAUGUGUUAUAAUAUUUUCAAUUUUCUGAUCGCAAAUAUACACUAAAGAAUGAUGAUAGGCCUACAACGUGAUCUCGGGAUAAUAUUUAUUAUCACUUUUUGUAUUGCUAUAAAUCCAUCAAGCGGGAAGACAUGCUCUGGUAAAAUCAACGUUACACCAGUAAAGCAUCCGUCCAUAUUUAGCGAACUUACAAGUUCCGAAAUAGGCGAAGUGUUACGGUACAUUAAGAAAGAAUUGAAUACAACAAAAUCAACAAACGGUGGCUUGUCUGAUACAUUUGCAUAUGUAAUUGAAAAGAAAACCACUUCGAAGGAAGAUGUUUUGGAACAUAUAGAUCGUAAUGGUCCAGUGCCUUUACGAGAAGCAAGAGUGGUUUUGUAUUCGCCUCUAGAAAUCGCAGAAUACACGGUAGGACCAUUGCCAAAUCUAACAUACCAUUUUAGAGCGGAAAAUCCAAGAUGGAAUCGCAGGGACUUGAAAUUUUCAGAGCGCACAUUUUACACACCAUCUGAUGCUUCAGCAAUAGCUGCGCUCGUUCACAAGGAAGGGCGCAAAUUGAAAAGACUCUUGCAGGAAAGCUUUGAUGAAUUUCAUAUGAAUGACGACUGCCGUAAACGCUGCAUUUCGUAUAACUUUCUGAGACCGACUGUACUUGAACACAGUCGUGUUAUGUGGGUUUACCUUAAACGUAAGGUUGAUAUUUCAUUAGGAUCAGACCGUUUGUAUCCUUUACCUCUUCAGAUGCUAUUGAAUAUGACAAGUUCCAAUUCGACAAGUUGGAAAGUAUUCCAAGUGUGGUACAAUGAUCAAUUUUUCGAUUCCUCUGACGAUUUGAUGAGAAAAUAUAACAAUGGAACAGUAGCUAGGGUGACCAUACCCUUAAGUAAUACUGACAUAUUUUCUUCUAUGAAACAACGUGCUAAAAAGAACUCUAAAUCCAGCAAAAGGAGGGGACCCGAUUGCUUUCCUCAAGAUGGCAGACGAUUUGCAAUUGAAGGGAAUCGAGUGACGUAUAUUAAUUGGGAAUUCGAAUUCUCCAAUCGGCAAUCGACGGGCCCACAAUUAUUUGACAUUCGAUUUAGAAAAGAAAGAAUUGUUUAUGAGCUGAGCCUCCAGGAGGCAUUGUUAUCGUACACAGGCAAUACCCCGAUGAGCCGUCAUGCCAACGUAUAUCUUGACGGUGAGGUUCUUCUUGGUAACUUUAUUUCCCCGAUGGCUCCUGGUGUUGACUGUCCCAAAGGUUCAACCUAUUUCAAUAGUACCAUAUACAACUACAUUUUUGGCACGAGCGUUGUGAUUCCGAAUGCAUUUUGCAUUUUUGAGGACAUUGAUGGUCCACCUUUGAAACGCCAUUAUGAAUAUACAUCAGAUGGAAGUUACGCAUUCUAUGCUGGUAUGCCAAACAAUGCAUUAGUUCUUAGAACAAUGCAAACUAUUGACAACUAUGAUUUCAUCUAUGAUUUUAUAUUCUAUCAGAAUGGAGUGCUAGGCACUAAAGUCUCGGCAUCUGCUUAUGUAGUAACUGAGUUCACAAAAGACAGCACAGCGGAAAGAGGAAAAUAUGGAUUUCAAAUACAUGAAAAUGUAUUUGCUAUGUUUCACCAACAUCUUUUCAAUUUCAAGGUUGAUGUUGACAUCAAAGGAAGAAGCAAUAGACACGAAACACUCGCUGUGAAAAUCAGACCGACAACUCAUAAAGAUGAUGAGGACACGAGUUCAACGAUCUACAAUUCAUUCAACCAAUUAGAUCCAGUUCUGAAUUUUGACUCGUAUAUAUCAGAUAAUGAAAAUAUAACGGAUGAGGAUUUGGUGGCAUGGGUCACAGUCGGGCUACAACACCUUCCUACUUCCGCUACUGAUGUCCCGGUAACAACAACUGCAGGCAAUACUCUUAGCUUCUACUUAAAACCGUUCCACUAUUUUGACGAGGAUCCAUCCAUGUCAUCCCACGACAACGUUUUCAUCACUCCAGGACAAAAUGACGAAGAAAAUGUUGAUGAAAAUGAAAACAAUGCUUUGGAAAACUGCUGCCCACCUAAGGAUAAGAUACGUUUCGAAAAUCCGAUUCAUGACUAGCUAAUAUACAUCGUUUUUGAAUGUGACUGGUGUUUUUGAAGUUGUUAGAAAUAAAUAUACAUCGUGGCACAAAAUAAACGUUACCCUGGCUACUUUCUCAAUAAUAAA
Owenia fusiformis is the source of this 2196-nucleotide messenger RNA. The record is from the annotation of a GenBank genome assembly. Lineage: Eukaryota; Metazoa; Annelida; Polychaeta; Sabellida; Oweniidae.